CAUCAAACCGGUGUGUGCAUAAUUAUUUUGUUUUUGUUUAUUUAUUUAUCAAACACAAAGUAACUGUUGUAAAUAAUGUCAACUCCAGCAAAAAUAAAAAAAUUAGAUGAAGUUGUUGUCAAUAGAAUUGCUGCUGGAGAAGUUAUCCAGAGACCAGCAAAUGCACUAAAAGAAUUAAUUGAAAACAGUCUUGAUGCAAAAUCAACAAAUAUUCAAAUAACUGUCAAAGAUGGUGGACUAAAAUCUCUUCAGAUCCAAGACAAUGGUACUGGAAUUAGAAAAGAAGAUAUGGAAAUAGUAUGUGAAAGAUUUACGACAAGUAAACUUCAAAAAUUUGAAGAUCUUAAAUCAAUUUCAACAUUUGGAUUUCGUGGUGAAGCAUUGGCAAGUAUAAGUCAUGUUGCCCACUUGACAAUUACCACAAAAACAUCAUUGAGCAAUGUUGCUUACAAAGCAUCAUAUACUGAUGGAAAAUUAAAAAAUGAUAUUAAAUCAAUUGCUGGUAAUCAGGGUACAACAAUUCUCAUAGAGAAUUUAUUUUACAAUGUUGUAACAAGAAUUAUGCAACAAGAAUGGCAACAGCAAUUCGUAACAAGAUAUGCAAUUCAUAAUCCACAUGUUGGUUUUACACUAAAAAAACAAAACGUUAUGCCAACCUAAACCCAUUACAAAACAACAAGCAAUAACAAUUGCUAGAAACGAAUGACAUUAUUAUUAUUUAUUAAUCAUAGACUUGUUGAUUCAACACCAAUUAAAAAAAUGCUAGAAGAUUUAUAUUCAAUUUAUUUACCAAAAAAAACUCAUCCUUGGUGUUAUAUAUCAUUGGAAAUUGAUCCAAAUAUUGUUGAUGUUAAUGUUCAUCCAACAAAACAUGAAGUAAGAUUUCUUCAUGAGGAUACAAUAAUUGAAAUUGUCAAAGGUGCAUUGGAUGAAAAAUUAUCAACAAAUACAUCAUCAAGAACAUUUUAUGUUCAAGCAAGAUUACCACAAGUUGAUAUAACCAAAGAAGAUCUUGAAGAAGUAUUGCCAGAAUACAGUAAAGAUAAAAAUAAAGAUGAUAAAAAAUUGUAUGCUAAAAAUAUGAUUAGAACAGAUGCUAAUGAUCAAAAAUUGGAUAAAUUUAAUUUUACAAUUAAUGCAAAACAUGAUGAAUCAAUUGCGGAUAAAACUAAUGAUGAAUCAAUUGUUGAUAAAAUAAAUGAUGAAUCAAUUGUUGAUAAAAUUAGUGAUGAAUCAUUGAAUAACAACUUUCAGCUUACUUGUCCUAGCGAUGCUCUGACAACACCAGAACCAACACAAUCAAAUGAACGAGGAAAUCCUCAAGGAAAUUGGGCUAAAAUUCUUGAUGAUUCAUCAUCUCAAUCAUCAAAUUCAACAAAUGCUCCUACUGAUCCUCCAAUUACUGUUGAAAUAUUAAAACCAAAUGAUAAACAAAAUGAAGAUAUUAUUCCAGAUGAUUCUUUUGUACUUAUGGAUAGUGAUGAUGAGCCACCUCAAGAUAAUUCUAAAUCUAAUGUCGUUGAUCCAGCAAUAAAAACAGUUGUUCCACAUAUUGAAUUACAAGAAAAACCUCAAGCUGAUGAAGAAACAAAUGAAAAUAUUAACAAUAAAAAUACUAAAAGCAUAGAAAAAGCAAAAGAAAAAGAAAAAAAUGUUGACGUUUCAAGCCCAGAUAAUAAUCAAGUUGAUGAAUCAAUAAAAUCAAAUGAUAAAAUUGAACCAAGUCAAUUGAGUGAAUUUAAAUCUUAUUCAAUAAAUAAUUUUCGACGACCAGUUAAACUAACAACUGUUUUACAAUUACGUAAAGAUGUAGAAGAUAAUUAUCAUGAAGGCUUGAAAAAAAUACUUUCUGAAAUGUCAUUCAUUGGAUGUGUUAAAAAUGAUCUUGUUUUAUUUCAAAGUGAUGUCAAUCUUUACAUUUGUAAAACAAGAAUACUUGCUGAAGAACUUUUUUACGAAAUUAUGCUUUAUGAUUUUGCAAAUUAUGGAGUUUUGAAAUUUUCAGAUCCUUUGUCAUUAACAGAUCUGGCAAUGCUUGGAUUGAGCACAGAAGAAGUAGGAUGGACAGAAGACGAUGGACCCAAAGAAGAAAUUGCUCAAAGAGUAACAAAUUUACUUAUUGAAAAAGCACCAAUGUUAAAAGAAUAUUUUUCAAUUGUCAUUGAUUCAAAAGGUUAUCUAAAAUCAUUACCAGUAUUAUUGGAUAAAUAUUUACCAUGUCCAGGUGAUUUACCAGUUUAUAUUCUUCGUUUAUCAACUGAGGUCAAUUGGACUACUGAAAAAGAAUGUUUUGAUGGUAUUUGUCGUGAAACUGCAAAGUUUUUUAGUCAUGUUGAUUAUAGUAAUGAACAAUAUGAUUCUAAACACAUGAUUGAACAUGUUCUUUAUCCAGCAAUUAAAGAAAGUCUAUUACCACCAAAACAUUUUUCACAUGAUUCAACAAUUCUUCAAGUUGCAAGUCUUCCAAAUUUAUAUAAAGUCUUUGAAAGAUGUUAAUAUAUAAUUAUUAAU
Aphidius gifuensis is the source of this 2511-nucleotide messenger RNA. RefSeq names its product DNA mismatch repair protein Mlh1 (gene Mlh1). The record is from RefSeq and is a predicted model, not a curated record. Gene Ontology annotation, cellular component: MutLalpha complex. Gene Ontology annotation, molecular function: ATP-dependent DNA damage sensor activity; mismatched DNA binding; ATP hydrolysis activity. Gene Ontology annotation, biological process: mismatch repair. NCBI's taxonomy places the organism in Eukaryota, Metazoa, Arthropoda, Insecta, Hymenoptera, Braconidae.